UGGUUGUUCUCCUCUACGCCUCCAUCCACAGGAUCGAGGAGGGACACCUUGCUGUGUACUACAGCGUGUUAAACUUUUUUGCCUUCCAUAAAUUGCAACAUCAAUGGCAUGGAGGUGGAUUCUUUAAGACUAUACCAGGGGAGUCUUAAGUUCUGAUAACCCUUACAAGGUCAGAAAGAUGUUGAGUUGACCAGCCCAUCAACAACUUAUGCAUACUAUCUGAUGGCGAGCCUAGCUGAGUGUGGAAAGGCUUCUCACCAGAAAGUUGACAACCAGGGGAGGAGCUUUACUUACUAGCCCCAGUGGACCAGGCUAUCAUAUUAUGUUGCCUUUUAUUACCACCUACAGAUCUGUUCAGACAACACUACAAACUGACGAAGUUAAGAAUGUGCCCUGUGGAACAAGUGGUGGGGUCAUGAUCUAUAUCGACCGAAUAGAAGUUGUUAAUAUGUUGGCUCCUUUUGCAGUAUUUGAUAUUGUGAGGAACUACACUGCAGAUUAUGAUAAGACUUUAAUCUUCAAUAAAAUACAUCAUGAAUUGAACCAGUUUUGCAGUGCCCACACUCUUCAGGAAGUUUACAUUGAAUUGUUUGAUCAGAUAGAUGAAAACUUGAAGCAGGCCCUACAGAAAGAUCUGAACGUCAUGGCACCUGGUCUCACUAUACAGGCUGUGCGUGUUACAAAACCCAAAAUUCCAGAAGCCAUAAGAAGAAAUUUUGAGCUAAUGGAAGCUGAGAAGACCAAACUCCUUAUAGCUGCACAGAAGCAAAAGGUGGUGGAGAAAGAAGCAGAAACAGAGAGGAAAAAGGCUAUUAUCGAGGCAGAGAAAACCGCACAGGUGGCAAAAAUCCGAUUUCAGCAAAAGGUGAUGGAGAAAGAAACCGAGAAACGCAUUUCUGAAAUUGAAGAUGCUGCAUUCCUGGCCCGAGAGAAGGCAAGAGCAGACGCAGAAUACUACACUGCACACAAACAUGCCACUUCAAACAAGCUCAAACUAACGCCAGAAUAUCUGGAGCUUAAAAAGUACCAAGCCAUUGCUGCAAACAGUAAGAUCUACUUUGGCAGCAGCAUCCCUAGCAUAUUCAUGGACUCGUCUUGUGCUUUCAAAUAUCCAGAUGCCAGGACUGGGAGAGAAAUCUCUCUCCUCUCUAAGGAGGCCCCAGAGCCCUCUGAGAAAAGCCCCAUUGGAAACAAAGCAAGCACAGGUUGAUGUAAGAGCUGGAAAAACUUGUCUGUAUCAAGAUAUGGCAGU
Molecule: messenger RNA, 1252 nt
Organism: Vombatus ursinus (common wombat)
Lineage: Eukaryota; Metazoa; Chordata; Mammalia; Diprotodontia; Vombatidae
Gene: ERLIN1
Product: ER lipid raft associated 1
Exons: 12
Coding region: 323-1210 (295 amino acids)
Biological process (GO): SREBP signaling pathway
Cellular component (GO): endoplasmic reticulum membrane; endoplasmic reticulum
Molecular function (GO): cholesterol binding; ubiquitin protein ligase binding
Source: RefSeq, a predicted model, not a curated record